This is a messenger RNA of Fusarium vanettenii 77-13-4, 885 nucleotides long. RefSeq lists its product as uncharacterized. The transcript is spliced from 2 exons. Lineage: Eukaryota; Fungi; Ascomycota; Sordariomycetes; Hypocreales; Nectriaceae. The coding region runs from base 1 to 885 and encodes 294 amino acids. The record is from RefSeq and is a predicted model, not a curated record.
AUGUCCGCCUCGUCAACAGACUCGAGAUAUGCAUCACGUAUUCAUAUCAAGGUUUGUUCAACCCCGCUCGAGAGACUCGAUACGGCAUAUAUUUCUUACGCCUCGCCUCGUGUAUCUCAUAGCAUUACAUUCCGACUAGCGGGAGGGACGUUACCUUGGCUUCUCUUCCUCCUCAUUCCCUCAUCCACCGCCAAUAUGAACCACGCUUCCGGAAUGGCGACAGAGCAGGGCAAAGACCUUUACAGGGUGUUUCCCAAACAAGAUACCGAUACCGCUGCAACUACGCAAUUCAUCAAGUCAACUGUCAACAAUCAGGACCUCCUCCCCUUGACCAACGUCCGUGGGCGGUUGAUGUCGUGGACAGUCGAGGCCGAGCCGAGCCAAGUUGCUCAGCUGGAGGAGCAUGAUGGCAUUGAUCGCGUGGCUAAGCUUAAGAGUCCAAAGAAAGACGAUCCUCUACAUCGAAAAUUCACCAUCUACCCCGUGGAUGGUCAGAACUUGGAUCAGUACAACGCAACCGAUGCCUCCAUCAAGGCCCUCCUCGAUGACAUGGUAAAGGAACCGAGGAUACGGGACAGCACGUUUCGAAGCUGGGUGGCCCUCUUGACCAAUGCUCAGGUGGAGCAAGUUGAAGCCAUUGAUGGCGUGAAAGCCGUGCAUCCAGUUUAUAAGGGAAGGCGAGGCGUGAUUCGUCGACUUCGAAAGCCAUCCUCUUCUCCAAAAGCAUCGAGCCUUUUGGAAAGACGAGAUAUCAUAUACGAGACGCAGCAGGAGGCUGCUCCUGAGUUGGUUGCCGCCAGCCAGCAGAGCAAAACAUUGGAUGGUGGCCAUGCAAGAGGAGAAGGCUAUGUGUACCACGUAGAGACAGAUGUAGCUUUCGUUUAG